Molecule: messenger RNA, 1305 nt
Organism: Clonostachys rhizophaga
Lineage: Eukaryota; Fungi; Ascomycota; Sordariomycetes; Hypocreales; Bionectriaceae
Source: the annotation of a GenBank genome assembly
AUGGCUGAGAUAGAUGCCAUCUUGCAAAAAUACACAGACCCUGAAACUGGCAGUAUUCAUGGUGCCAGUUUCGUCGCUGUCGAUGCCAAUGGCAAUGACAUAUAUCGCAAAUCGUUCGGGCAUCAAAAAGUUGACGUAAAGAACUCACCACCACUAACCCUGGACACGGUGACAUGGAUCGCCAGCCAAACAAAGCUCACCACAUCUGUGUCAGUGAUGCAGCUUGUCGAGAGGGGGUUGAUUGGACUCGAUGAUGAUGUGCGCGAAGUUCUACCCCAGCUCAAAGAGCUCAAAGUCCUGGUCGCCUUCGAAGACGAAGACGGCGACGUCGUAGAGCCUGAGCCCACCAGUCACGAUAGUGGAAAUGGGCCAUACAUCAACAAAUCUCUCCCCAAACCCAAGGGGCAGCCAAUUUUUGAAGAUGUAAAGGGCCCAAUUACUUUGCGACAUCUUGUCACGCAUACUUCUGGAUUGUGCUAUGACCUGGCAAGCCCACUAUUAAUGAAGUACUCUGCGUGGAUUGGUCGCAAGGAGAACAUGUUCUCUGGCACAAUUGAGGGUUUCUUUCACCCACUACUCUUCCAGCCGGGAACGUCCUGGACGUACGGUCCCGGACUUGAUUGGGCAGCCAAAGUGGUUGAGAAACUGACAGGAUUGGAAUUUGACGAAUACCAACAGAAGAAUAUUUGGCAGCCCCUCGGAGCUAAGAACACGACAUUCUUCCCGGCGAAACGUGGCUUGACUCAAGAAGACAUUCACGAACCGGCAUCUCGUGCUGAUGGCAAGGGCUCUCAAAAUCUUGAACCUGGAACGUCUCCGUGGAAGUUUGAGUGUCGCGAUGCCCUUGGAAGUGGAGGAUUGUUCUCGACCGCCAACGACUAUAGCAAGCUUCUUGCGGCGUUGCUCAGUGGGGGAGGGUCACUCCUUAGCCAAGCCUCAGUCGAUGAGCUUUUCCGCCCACAGAUUGGGCCCGGUGCCGUCAAAGGGCUACGGCAAUUCAUCAUUGGUACUGAUUUGGAUAGCACUCAAGCUCCAAUAUGGACAGGGUCUGCUGAGGAAUGGCAGGAUGUGAUGAAGCUGCAACAUUCGCUGUGCGGAGUUGUGAACGCCGAAGAUGUCAAGGCUCGUAGGAGGAAAAAUACCGUUCAUUGGUCAGGUCUACCGAAUUUGAUAUGGUAUAUUGACCGGGAGAGUGGCGUAACAGCGACAUUCUUCACCCAGUUGCUGCCAGUCGGGGAUCGGCCAGCACGACAGAUAUGGCUAGAUAUAGAGGAGGCUCUAUAUAAGAUCGUCAACAAGAAAUAG